AUGGAGCGUCGGAGGAAACGACAGGAACAACAACAACAACAACAACAACAACCCGAUGAUAAUAUUCAUCGAGCUCGUUCUCGGAAACUCUCACUGAGCCUCGAUAUUGUUAAUAAACCAAAUUUUUCACCACCCCGUGUUGCCGGUAUACGCAGUUUACUUUCUCGCGAAAUCCACUCUGUUCAUGAUCAUGUCGCCGAAUCUUCUCAAUCUGUUGGUAGUAUAGCACCAGUUGAAAGAAAAUUUUCCGAUCCAGAAUUUUUACCUCUACCCGAAAGUAUUGCACGAGGUGAUGAAGGAACUUCGUUUCUCGGUGUAAAAUAUCAAGGACGUGUAGCAGGAUGGCUACGCCCAGAACGUAUUCGAUGGCCUACUGAAGACAAACAUUAUCCAAUAGCGGUAUUCAAUCAACCACACCCAAAAGAUAUUAUUCAAGGACGUCUUGGUAAUUGUUGGCUUAUCGCUGCAUUAUCAUUAAUUGCCGAAGUUCCACAAAUUCUUUAUAAAGUAAUGAUUACUAAACGACAUAAUCCUGUUGGACUUUAUCGAGUUCGUUUAUGUAAUCAAGGUAUUUGGCAAGUUGUCACUAUUGAUGAUUUGCUACCUGUAUCAACAUCGAAUUCGCUUGUAUUCUCGAGAAGUAAAAAAAAACAACUCUUUGCACCAUUAAUUGAGAAGGCGUUAGCAAAAAUGCAUGGUAGCUAUAUGGCACUUAAAUCUGGAAGAUGUGAUGAAGGCUUACAGACAUUAACAGGUGAACCAUGCGAAGUACUUUUUUUACGAUCAUCAGAUCCAGAAAAAAAACCCGAUCUCAAUCAAAUAUGGUUGAGUAUUCUUCAGUCACGAGUAAAAGGAUAUCUUAUGACAUGUCCAUGUUCGAACAAACGAUUUAGUGAACAAAUCUUUAAUCGGAUGGGUUUGGAAUCGGAUCAUGCUUAUAGUAUUCUUGACGCGCGCCAAGUUAAUUCUCAAAGGCUUGUUCGCUUACGCAAUCCAUGGGGUGAAAAAGAAUGGAAAGGUGCAGUACAUGAGAAUUGGACUAAAUGGCCGAAAGCUCUCAGAAAUAAACUUACUACAUCGUCAGUUAAUGAUGGUGUUUUUUGGAUGCCUUGGGAACAAAUGCCUUCAUUCUUUAGUAGUGUUACAAUUUGUAAAGUUAAUGCAAACUGGCAUGAAGCUCGUAAACGAGGUCAAUUCAGUGAUUUUUCUUCUACAAUAACAUCGGCCUAUGGCCUUGAAUGUCCGUAUGGAGCUGAACUUGAAAUCGAAGUAUUUAAUGCUGGUGAUGGAAAUUAUUAUAAUCGUUUGAAAGAUCCUGAUGUUGAUCUAUUUUUAAUUUUACUUAGUUCAAACGGCUAUUGUAGAGCCUAUAAACAUGAUGUUGAUUAUUAUAUAACAUUAUCAACAGUUGUGCCUCCUGGUCGUUAUCUUAUAUUAGCUGGUUCAAUGUCCGUAGUUAAUUAUAUGGUUUAUCCAGCUUUCAAUUUAGUUGUACAUGGAAGUCAACCCUUUGUCGUACACGAUCAACCAGCGUCCUAUGAACUAGUGGCGGAUGCAUUUCAUGCAGUCGCUGUUCGUGCUAAUAAUCGACAGGAUAUGGGUGGUGGUGUGUCGAUUUUAACAUUUGAUGAUAAUGGAAAUUUUGGACUUGUCUGUGAAAAUAAAUCCAAUCGAACCGUUCGGCUCAGUAGUAAUUUUCAAGGUUCAAAAAAUGUUCUUUCCUCUCGACAUGCAUUUCAAAUGAUUGAUACGAUUCCAGCUCGAAAACAACAACUUAUUGCUAUAUUUACGCGAAAAAUGUUUUCUAAUGACGUGCAAAUCGCAUAUCAGGCUUCGGGCGAACUACUUGAUCCUGAUCAUUACACUCGUGCAAAAAACAAUCCUCCUAUUCCUCCGCAAGCUUACGGUCUUCAUAUAUUGAGAUCUAUUCAUUGA
This is a messenger RNA of Rotaria socialis, 1935 nucleotides long. The record is from the annotation of a GenBank genome assembly. Lineage: Eukaryota; Metazoa; Rotifera; Eurotatoria; Philodinida; Philodinidae.